AUGUCUUCACAACAACUUCUCGUCCGCCAAGUUGUUCGUUCAGCGCGUCAAGCCAGGGCGUAUGACAAAGUCAGGACAGAUUUCCCUGUAAAAGUGCAUAAAAAUGUGCGCGCGGUUUCAUCCUCAGUGACACGCUCGGCAGCGGCUGCACCAAAACUGAAACCGACACCGACACCGACCCCGACCCCUCCAUCUUUCGAGCCUAUACCCCAGCGGGAGCAAUCAUGGUUGACCACGAAAGUCAAGUCAUCUCCAAUCCUUUUCUCAAUAUUCCUCUCUGUAGCACGUGUUCUUGGCUAUGGCUCGCCGCAACAGUUUGCUAAUCGGCGCACUCUGCUCUUAUACAAUACCCUAUGUGCAACGCGUGCCGAUGAAACGUCUGAGUUUUGGAAAGAAGAAUACGCUCUGCCGCCAACUUUUCAGUCCUGGUUUACAAUCACAAACCUACAUGUCUGGCUGCUCACCGUCCGACUCCGUGCCCUCCCUGAACCACAUGGGAUACAACAUAUACAAGGGCUCAUCGAUCACUUCUUUCAGGACAUCGAAGAACGCUUACGCGCUGUCCUUCAACCAGGCGUGCUCCCUCCUCGGUCUUCCUCACCAAAGCUAGCUGGCACUGCUGAAGAUGGUUCUCAAUAUCCACACAGCUCCUUUUACACCACACCCGCCCCUCUUCCGCAUAGAAGCACCUUUCCUUCAACUAAAGCAUACCAAGAGGCCUUGAAACUCCAGAUACGCUCUCGUGCACCAGAAAAGUUGAUAACCAGGCAGAUGAAAAUCCUCAAAGAACAAUGGGCUGGGAUGGGAAUGAGCUUGGACCUCGGCCUCGUAAGGGGCGAUGCCGAGAUGGCUGCGACAGUCUGGAGAAAUCUGUUAGGUGCACGGGGUGCAAGUGGGAUUGGGUUGGAGGGCAAUGGCAUUGGUUAUCGGAGGGCGGUUAACUUAGUUGGUGGACUUGUCGAGGACGUGAGAAAGGUGGACGUAGAUAAGGAAGAGUUGAAGGACGACAACAGUGGUGUGCAUGAUUUUGCUCCUUCGGAAAAUGACCGGUACAUCGGUUAUCCAGAGCUUAUGGUCACACUUGUCUCCUACAUCCGCCGUGAACUUUCACGACUGGAGCGUCUUGAUGACACUGUCAUCAUGGGACCACGGCGCGUCGGACGUGAGGGUGAAGGCAUCCAAAAUUUGAGAUGGGGAGACAUCAGAGACGCUGUCCGGAGGUAA
Molecule: messenger RNA, 1224 nt
Organism: Suillus bovinus
Lineage: Eukaryota; Fungi; Basidiomycota; Agaricomycetes; Boletales; Suillaceae
Exons: 3
Coding region: 1-1224 (407 amino acids)
Biological process (GO): mitochondrial respiratory chain complex III assembly
Cellular component (GO): mitochondrion
Source: RefSeq, a predicted model, not a curated record